UUUUUUAAGUCAGCCUUGUGAGAGCCGGGUGCAGAGAAUUCGUAUCGACCAGCCAUUGUUGGAAUUCGAACCCGGUACACCUCACUGGAAAGCAAGCUCUCUAUUCCUUGAGCUCCUACAGAGGUAUUGAUCUGUUAUAGAAACUUGGAGCACAUUGUGACCCCGAUAGAUUAAUAUGCAGCAGACACCAUUUUGUACACGGGUAGUUUUCGCCCAGCGUGGAUCGAACUCACGACUACUUAGACAUGGGCACAACGCCCUACGUUAUCCAGACUGAUAGAAACAUUUCUAAAUGGAUAUUUAAAAACUGAUUGCCUUACUUUUUCAGUUGAAUAUUCUGAGAACAUAUAUUCUUCGCAGAGAGACUCUUACAGAAAUAAUUCAAGGGUCAAGGUAAAGAGCUCAUGAGGAUGAUUAUGAUGAUGUCGAAAGUGAGGAUGAAGCAAUCAAUGAGAUUGUGGAAAUUAAUUUUGGAGGUUCUGAGGAACCGGAAAUUGUUGAAAACAUGUCGGCCCAACCAUUAGGUGAUGAGGUUGUAAAAAGCAUCAGUGUUGAAAUUGAUGUGAAGUAUGAUGAUUUUGGAUGUUAUGUAGAGGCCGAUUGUAAGGAUGAUUUUGUUGUUCAGACUCAAACGAGUGAGAAUGAUGAAAAGAGAAGUGUUGUCCUAGUUGGCAAAAAUGAUGAAUACGGAUUUAAUUUUGAGUCUGAUGUUGAUGAAAAUGAUGUUGGUUUAAAUCCAGCUUAUGAGAAUGAUGGAAAUAUUGGUGGUGACCAAUUUGUGAAAAGUGACGAAUACGGAUUCUAUGUUAAAUCUGAAUGUAUUGGGCAUUUUGUGGCUCAAAAUCUGACUCUGGAGAAUUGUGAAAAUAUUAGGUAUGCUAAUUUGUAUUCAGAUUGA
Parasteatoda tepidariorum (common house spider) is the source of this 898-nucleotide messenger RNA. RefSeq lists its product as uncharacterized. NCBI's taxonomy places the organism in Eukaryota, Metazoa, Arthropoda, Arachnida, Araneae, Theridiidae. The record is from RefSeq and is a predicted model, not a curated record.